UGGGCGGGGCCGGGUUCUCCAGUUGGUCCGCGUCUCCUCGGCGAUCUGAGAGCCCCAGCGCCGCGCUGAGGAUCCCCGCGCCCACCAGGUGCGGCCAGCGGUGCUUGACAGCCAGGCCUGGACUUGUGGGGGCGGGAUCCGGCUCGCCCGUCCUCAGGCUGAGGACGGGCGCAUGAAGGUCCGGGGGCCGCGGCCCUGGCGCAGUGUGUGGACCCUGGCCUGGCUGAGACGACGCAGGCAGCAUGAGCCUCCUGGGCGCUGGUGCCCUUGACCUGGACUACACCUCUGGGCAGGUCCGCGGGGCACUGGUGGCUGCGGGCUGUGCCUUCUACCUGGGCGUCUUCGUGGUCUGCCACUGGCUGUCCUCCUUCCUGAACGCCACCUACCGCUCGCUGGCGGCCCGUGAGCAGGUCUUCUGGAACCUGGCGGCCACACGCGCGGUCUUCGGCAUCCAGGGCACCGCGGCGGGGCUGUGGGCGCUGCUGCUGGACCCCGUGCUCCAGGCCGACAAGGCGCUCGGCCAGCAGGACUGGUGCUGGUUCCACAUCACCACGGCCACCGGCUUCUUCUUCUUCGAGAACCUCGCCCUUCACGUGUCCAACGCGCUCUUCCGCACCUUCGACGGCUUCCUGGCCGUGCACCACCUCUUCGCCUUCCUGGGGUAUCUCGGCUGCACAGUCAACCUCCAAGCCGGCCACUACCUGCCCAUGGUCACGCUGCUCCUGGAGAUGAGCACGCCGUUCACCUGCAUCUCCUGGAUGCUGCUGAAGGCUGGCUGCGCGCACUCGCGGCUCUGGAGGCUGAACCAGUGGGCCAUGGUGCACCUGUUCCACUGCCGCAUGGUGCUCACCUACCACAUGUGGUGGGUCUGCCUGGGCCACUGGGGCCGCCUGGCCCGCAGCCUCUUCCUGCCGCACCUGGCACUCUUCGUGGUCGGCUUGGCCCUCCUCACGCUGCUCAUCAACCCCUACUGGACCCGCAAGAAGACGCAGCAACUGCUCAACCCCGUGGACUGGAACUUCGCGCCUGGCCGCCCCAAUGGACCGGUGCAGCCCAAGAAGGCCAGGUAGCAGCCUCGGCCCCCAGCCCGCGGCCUGCGGCCGCCCCCCAACACCAACCCCAGGCGUGUGUGCCCGCCGCGUGGUGCCGGAUGCCCUGGAGCUGACGUGCCCAGGGACAGCGUCCCGCCCGGCCUGUGCGCGGUCUCCCCAGGAGGGCCGUGGGGCAGCCCCCGAGGCGUCCCUGCUACCUGCUCACGGCCCUGCUGGCGUGGGCAGGAGAGAAGGCCCCCAGGUCCUUACCCCGACACCUGCCGAGGGGGCGUCUCCCGGGCGAAGCUUAUCCAAGCGAGAAUUUUGCUUCCCCUUUCCGUGGCUCUGCUGACACUGGAGGGAGACGUGAAUAGUCACUUGUCUAGAUGUGAGAGCUGCUUUUAACCGCGUGUGCAGCCAGCCCAUUUCUCCUAAUCGCUGUAGGUUUCGAGUCAGGGAGCCGUCGGGGGAUCUGCCCCGGCAGUGCUGGGCUGCAGGCCCCGCCGCCACCCUCACGUGUUGGCCCCACAGUUUAAUUGACAGUGCUGACAUCUUUUUCUUGCCACGAAUGUGCAAUUAAAAUGAAAAGCUUGUAU
Budorcas taxicolor (takin) is the source of this 1627-nucleotide messenger RNA. It is a transcript of the gene CLN8, whose product is annotated as CLN8 transmembrane ER and ERGIC protein. The transcript is spliced from 3 exons. The coding region runs from base 243 to 1070 and encodes 275 amino acids. Gene Ontology annotation, cellular component: endoplasmic reticulum; membrane. The record is from RefSeq and is a predicted model, not a curated record. Gene Ontology annotation, biological process: lipid homeostasis. Lineage: Eukaryota; Metazoa; Chordata; Mammalia; Artiodactyla; Bovidae.